CGCCAUGGAUCCGGACAACAGCCCGCGGAAGAUCCAGUCCACCGUCCCGCUGCUGGAGCCGCACCUGGACCCCGAGGCGGCCGAGCAGAUUCGGAGGCGCCGCCCCACCCCUGCCACCCUUGUGCUGACCAGUGACCAGUCAUCCCCAGAGAUAGAUGAAGAUCGGAUCCCCAACCCACUUCUCAAGUCCACUCUGUCGAUGUCCCCAAGGCAACGGAAGAAGACCACACGGACCACACCCACAAUGAAAGAACUCCAGACAAUGGUUGAGCAUCACCUGGGGCAACAGAAGCAAGGAGAGGAGCCUGAGGGAGCUGCUGGAAGCACAGGGACUCGUGAGUCCUGCCCACCUGGGAUCCCAGACACAGGAGCAGCGUCAACGCUGGGCACCUCUGGGACAGCACAAAAGCCUGCAGAAGCCACCACCCCCAAGAUUUGGGAGUGCUGCACUGCGGAACCCAACUCAGAGGACCCUUCAUCCCAGAUGCCACCACUGGGUUCCCACGGAGCCAACUCGGUCUGA
This is a messenger RNA of Jaculus jaculus (lesser Egyptian jerboa), 523 nucleotides long. Its product is annotated as protein phosphatase 1 regulatory subunit 1A-like. Gene Ontology annotation, biological process: intracellular signal transduction. The coding region runs from base 5 to 523 and encodes 172 amino acids. Gene Ontology annotation, molecular function: protein phosphatase inhibitor activity. Gene Ontology annotation, cellular component: cytoplasm. Lineage: Eukaryota; Metazoa; Chordata; Mammalia; Rodentia; Dipodidae. The transcript has a single exon. The record is from RefSeq and is a predicted model, not a curated record.